Pyrus x bretschneideri (Chinese white pear) is the source of this 1253-nucleotide messenger RNA. RefSeq lists its product as uncharacterized. The coding region runs from base 61 to 1224 and encodes 387 amino acids. The transcript has 8 exons. Lineage: Eukaryota; Viridiplantae; Streptophyta; Magnoliopsida; Rosales; Rosaceae. The record is from RefSeq and is a predicted model, not a curated record. Gene Ontology annotation, biological process: positive regulation of cytoplasmic translation. Gene Ontology annotation, cellular component: cytoplasm. Gene Ontology annotation, molecular function: translation regulator activity; single-stranded RNA binding; mRNA binding.
UCUCAAAGCCGCUUGCAGCCUGCGAAGUCUUGAGUUUUUUUUUUUUUUUUUUCAUGUCAAAUGUCGUCGCUUUGUUGCUCUGGACUCGCACUGCAAUGGAGGCACGAGAGCGUCCGCUUCUUUCUUUUUCUUCGCUCCAACACAAGGACCAGUUACAGUCGCAGCAGUAUUACGUUCGUGCCCAGAGUCACUUCAUCUUCAACCAACGACGACGCCGUCUCAGCCCCCAAGCCACCGCAGCUGGGUUAUGAUCCUUCCGAAGACUUAUUCGGGCUCGAGGCCAAUUCAAAGCCGAGGAAUGUUAGUUUGGGUGCGCGCAAACCAAGGUCGUGGUUUGGUCCAAACGGGCAGUAUAUCAGGGAGCUGCCUUGUCCGAGUUGCCGGGGGAGGGGAUAUACUCCUUGUUCAGAGUGCGGUAUAGAAAGGUCCAGAUCAGAUUGUUCACAGUGUGUUGGGAAGGGCAUAAUGACUUGUCGUCAGUGUUCAGGAGACUGUGUCAUAUGGGAAGAGUCGAUUGAUGAACGACCAUGGGAGAAUGCUCGCUCAGUUUCUCCGCUCAGAGUGAAGGAAGAUGAUGAAGUUGACAAUUUAGACAUAAAGCUAGUGAAGAGAAAAUCGAAGCGAGUGUACCAAUCACCACCACCUGAAGUUGGACUGAAGAUCAGCCGGUCUCUAAAAAGUCUGAAUGCCAAAACCGGUCUAUUUAGUAAGAGAAUGAAGAUCAUCCAUCGCGAUCCUAUGCUUCAUGCUCAAAGAGUGGCUGCAAUUAAGAAAGCCAAAGGAACUGCUGCAGCAAGAAAGCAUACGUCGGAAGCUUUAAAAGCUUUCUUUAGUGACCCUGAAAACCGUCGCAAAAGGAGCAUUUCAAUGACGGGAAUAAAAUUUUACUGCCGAAACUGCGGACGCGAGGGGCAUAGAAGACACUACUGUCCAGAAUUAAACGGUGGUUUGAUAAAUAGACAGUUCACCUGUGGCGUUUGCGGCAAAAAGGGCCAUAACAGAAGAACCUGUCCAAAGUCGAGGUUGAUGAGCAGUCACAAAAGCGGGGUUAGAAGACAUCACCACUGCAAGAUAUGUGGUCAAAGAGGCCAUAAUCGCAGGACAUGCCCCAAACUUAUUGGGGUGAAGGUCAAGCUUGGCAGCAGAAGAACAUACAAGUGCAGGAUGUGCCAAGAGAAUGGGCAUAAUAGUAGGACAUGUCCUAAUAGAUUUGUAUCUUCCUGAAAACAUUGUUCGCCAAUCAGAAGAAAUUA